AUGUUUAACUUUAUUAGCGAGAUUCCAGAAGAAUAUAGUAUACUAGCAGCUUUUGUAUCAGAAUAUAUGAGUGUAAAUCCAAUGGACAAACCUAAGCUUCCCCUGGAUUACAAAGACAUAGAAGAGAUCAAAAUAGUUAUACCAUUAACUUCCAGGAAGCAAAUAGCUGAAACAGCUAGAAGAUUAAGAACCAA
Dentiscutata erythropus is the source of this 194-nucleotide messenger RNA. The record is from the annotation of a GenBank genome assembly. NCBI's taxonomy places the organism in Eukaryota, Fungi, Glomeromycota, Glomeromycetes, Diversisporales, Gigasporaceae.